AUGAUAACUCCUGAGCCACUACCCAAGGAAUUUGAAAACACCUUUGAAAAAGAAAGUAAACUAACGAAAAAAUCAAAAGAACAAGAUUUCCAAGUGAAAUAUAAAACUGAGAUGUGUAAAAACUGGAUAAAUGGCCACUGUCAAUUCGGUGACAACUGUGCUUUCGCUCAUGGCAAAGAAGAAUUACGUGAAAAAACCUUGUCUAAAAAAGAGUGCACACACUUUGCAGAAGGUUUUUGCGUUUACGGAGAUAGGUGUCUUUUUAAGCAUAUUGUCAGCUCAAAACGAAGGCUGCCUGUUUUUAUAAAUAUAUCAAUGAAAGGACAGAUGGAGAGACUAGAGUAUGUCAUCUAUAUUAAAUGGCAUUUUUUUCAUAUUCUAACUAUAUUUUUUUAGCCUAUAUAGAUUUAGCUUUCAAAAAUUAAAGCUGCGAUAGAAAAAUAAUGCAAAAAGUAUAG
Molecule: messenger RNA, 458 nt
Organism: Blepharisma stoltei
Lineage: Eukaryota; Ciliophora; Heterotrichea; Heterotrichida; Blepharismidae
Source: the annotation of a GenBank genome assembly